UUGUGUUUUGACGUUUUAUAAAGAGAACUGUAAGGACACGAAACGUACUAACACGUUUAUUAAGCAGACAUUUAAUGACUACGUUCAUAUUCUUCCCCUUUGGUGGGCUGCAAGACUCACGGGACAUCCUUAUCGCAGAUGUCACCGCUAUUAUACACCCACGACUCCAUAACCUAACCUGUAUUGUUAACAAGAAGGCUGCUAUUGGAACAGACGAAAUCAAGCUUGAUGCCCCCCCUCUCGGCCCCCGGAAUAACAUGCUGGAUGUGGGCCGGGGAGGGCGGGGGAUGCGGGAGGACAAAGAGGAGUGCGCCUGUGCGGUGCGGGACUUUCCCGCAGAAACCCGCCGUCGCGAGAUCAGUACAGUACAGACGCGCGGUGUGGCAGUGGGCAGAGCGCGGCGCCUCUUUCUCCCUUUGCCUUCCAUUGCUGACGUCCUUGCCCUUCCCGGCUUUGUCAUGUGCAAAAAUGUGGUGCAGCGGUGACCCCUCGGCCGCACACCUUCUGGGCGUCCUGCUCCUGUUGGUGGCCGCGCUAGGCGGCGGCGUGGCGGGGAAGGAGGACUAUGGGAGAGACGCUGACGCAGAGGACGCGGCGCCGGCGGGAGGCAGCGGCGGCGGGGCGGCGGGCACCAUGUGGAUCAGCAACAAGAAGGAGGUGAAGAGGAUCCUGCGGCCGCCCAACGAUAUCCAGUGCCAGUGUGAGGAGGGCGUGCUGGCCUGCCGCGACCUGGAGGGGGAGUGUGCCUGCGUGGGCGAGGCGCUGCUGUGCGACGGCCGGUACGACUGUCCGCAGGGCGAGGACGAGCACCAUUGUAACUCGGGGGAGGCCUGCCCUAGGGGCUUCUUGUGCCCCAAGACCAACAAGUGCAUUGACAAGUCACUGGUGUGUGACUCUAUUGACGACUGUGGCGACAAGAGUGACGAGAGGUUUUGCAAUCUCCCUAAAAUCAAUGCCAACUGCUCCAAGGAUGACCAGUUCACAUGUGCUGACGGCAAGUACUGCAUCUCCAAGGUGUGGCUGUGUGAUGGUGAUGCUGACUGCCAGGACAAAUCAGAUGAGACCAACUGCUCCAGUUCAUGCCAGCCCAACCUGCACAGCUGUGGCGACGGUCACUGCAUCUCGAGUAACUGGGUAUGUGAUGGAGACCCGGACUGUGCUGAUGAGUCAGAUGAGCUGGACUGCAACAAGCUCACCGAGACCAGCUGUGGGCCGGAGCAGGUGGCAUGUGCGGUGGAGGGCCGGUGUUUGAUGCAGCACUACGCCUGCGACGGGGAGAACGACUGUGGCGACUGGUCAGACGAACAGAACUGUGGCAAUGAAACCUGCUUGGGCAAUGACUUCAAAUGUGAGUCAGGGCGCUGCAUUGAGAGGAAGUGGGUGUGUGACGGGGCCGUGGACUGCCUGCCUGAUGGGGAGGAUGAGGCCAACUGCUCCCUGCCCUUGUUGGAAUCAGGAACUGCACAGCCGAGUGAGUGCCACCCUGAGGACUCUCGGCUCUGCUCAGACCGCUGCAUCCCCAAGGAGUGGUGGUGUGAUGGGGUGAAGGACUGCAGUGAUGGCUCGGACGAGGAGAGCUGUAACUUCACCUGUCCCCCGGAACACUUCACUUGCUCCCCCACCGCUUGUAUCCCCCUCCAGCGCCGCUGUGACGGCCACCACGACUGUCUCUUUGGGGACGAUGAGAAGGACUGCCCCCAGGACUCCGAGUGCCCUGGCCUGCAGUGUGGCAGCAACACCUGCAACCCAGCCAAGCACCUCUGCCUCUGUCCUCCCGGCCACACCCUCGCCGCAGACAACACCACGUGCGAGGACGUGGACGAGUGUUCGGUGUUCAGGCCGUGCUCGCAGGCGUGUGAGAACUUGCCGGGGAGCUUCAACUGUUCCUGCAUCGCCGGCUACUUCAUGCUGCGGCCCGACCACCUCACCUGCAAGGCCUCCCAGCCCCCCGCCUACCUUAUCUUCUCCAACCGAGCUGAGAUUAGACUGAUCAGCCUGAACCGUUCCAACUACUCCAGCAUCGCCCAGGGGCUGCAAAACGCCAUCUCCAUCGACUACCACUAUGAACGCCGCCUCAUCUACUGGUCCGAUGUCACCCUGGACGUCAUCAUGAGGGCUUAUAUGAAUGGCACGGGGGAAAAAGCAAUCGUGCGGUGGGGCCUACGCAUGCCCAGCGGCGUCUCGGUGGACUGGAUCAACGACCACGUGUAUUGGCUCGACGGCAUCACCAUGAGGAUCGAAGUCGCUAAUCUGGACGGGUCCUCCCGCCGGCCGCUCAUCUGGACCAACCUGCAGAAGCCCCGCGGCCUGCUGGUGCACCCCCACAAGAAUCUCCUCAUCUGGACCGACUGGGGCUCCAACCCACGGAUAGAACGAGCCUUCCUGGAUGGGUCGGGGCGGCAGGUGGUGAUCGGCGAGGGUCUGCACUGGCCCAACGGCAUCACCAUCGACUACCCGACGGAGACGCUGUACUGGGUGGACGCCAAGGAGCAUGUGAUUGAGGCGGUGCACACUGACGGCAGCAACAGGAGAAUGAUCCUGGAGGGGCUGCGUCACCCCUUCGCCAUUACCAUCUUCGAGGACACACUCUACUGGACAGACUGGAUCACGCGCUCCAUCGAGAAGGUGGACAAGAGGAACGGCCAGGGCCAUUCCACGCUGCAGGGCCGCCUCUCCUUCCCCAUGGACAUACGCAGCCUGCACCCAACCCGCCAGCCCGGUAUCCUGCAGUCCGAGAGGCAUGGCUGCAGCUUGAGGAAUGGCGACUGCUCCCACCUGUGCCUCUCCUCCAGGGACUCCUACUCCUGCUACUGUCCCCACGGCCUCAUUCUCCUCCCAGACCACAGGACCUGCAGUGAGCGACCGGACCGAACGCUAAUCUUUGCCCAGCGGAAGAACCUGCGGAUGAUCUCACUGCAGGACAUCCUGGAGACCAACACCUCCACCUCCUCCCUUUCCUCCUCCACCAACACCUCUGAUAUGGCCCAGAUGAGGAUAGACACGGUGGUCCCAGUGAACAAUGUACAGGCACCUGUGGCUCUAGAUCCCUACACUGAGGAGGACAUGAUCUUCUGGACGGACAUCAAGGCCAAGACCAUCAGCCGGGCACACCUCAACGGCUCCCGCCACAUCACCGUCGUGCGGGAUGGCCUGGAGAUGCCGGCCGGUGUGGCGGUGGACUGGGUGGGCCACAAGCUGUACUGGACGGACGGCGGCACCAGUCGUAUUGAGGUGGCCAAUCUUGAAGGGUCCAUGCGCUGCCUCCUCAUCUGGCGCAGCCUGGACAAACCUCGGGACAUUGUGGUGGACCCAAGAGCUCGCCUCAUGUUCUGGACCGACUGGGGGAAGCGCGCCAAGAUAGAACGCGCUGGCAUGGAUGGGGAGGCGCGGCGAGUCUUGGUGGACACAAACCUGAAGUGGCCCAAUGGACUGGCCAUCGAUCACGCCCGGCAGCUCCUGUACUGGCUGGACGCAUCUACCAAGUCUAUUGAGAUGGCGGCCUUGGAUGGCAGCCAGAGGAAGGCGCUCAUAUCGGGGGAGCUGGAACACCCCUUCGGCCUGGCACUGUGGAGGGACUUGGUCUUCUGGACGGACUGGAACGCCAAGAGCAUGUACAUGGCAGACAAGAGGACCGGCGCCAACAGACAGACCAUUGUGAAGGGCCUCAAGGACAUGAUGGAGGUGAAGGUGUUUGAGCGCUCGCAGCCGUCCAGCCCAAACCCCUGUGCGGAGAUCAACGGCGGCUGCUCCCACCUCUGCCUGCUCAGCCCCUUCGGCCUGGGCCGCCGCUGUGCCUGUCCCACCGGCAUCAAGCUCAAGCCCGACCGCCUCAACUGCUACGAUGGGCCAGAGAGGGCGCUGCUGUUUGCCAGGCGCGAGGAUGUGCGUCUCGUCUCCCUGGACACCCCUUACCACGUGGACGUCAUCCUGCCGCUCCAGGGACUCCAGCACGCCGUGGCCCUCGAUAUUGAUGCCAUGACAGGGGACAUCUUCCUCUCAGACAGCGCUGCCGCCAUCAUCUUCCGGGUGUCCCACAAAGCAUCUGGCAACCCAGUGUGGUGACCCGCCAUCCUCACCGUUGAGGGCCUAGCCGUGGACGCUACUGGCAGGAAGCUGUACUGGACAGACCUUCACAUGCACUCGGUGGAGGUGAGUGAGCUGGACGGGAGCAACAGGCUGGUGCUCUUCACGGGCCUGAGGCGACCCCGGGCCAUCACCACCCACUACCCCAGCGGCCGUCUCUUCUGGACAGACUGGGAUGAGAAGUACCCGACCAUCGAGGCUGCAGACAUGGAUGGAAACAAUAGAGUGGUGCUGGUGGACACAGAUGUGGUGUGGCCCAACGGACUGACUGUGGACUGGGAGGACCUGGAGCUGUACUGGACAGAUGCGAGCACCAAUGUCAUCGGGGCCAUUGGACUGGACGGCUACAACAGGCGCACCGUCAUCGCAGGGCUCCCGCAUCCCUACGGCGUGAGCAUUCUGGGGCGCUGGCUCUACUGGACCGACUGGGAGACCAAAUCCCUCAACCGAACCCUCAAGGCGACUGGCCGCUCCACCAGCACCAUCAGGGAGGGGCUGGCGGGCCUCAUGGACGUCAAGGCUCUUCCUGGACCCCCGGUGGUGUACGACGUCUGCGAGGAGAACAACGGCGGCUGCUCCCACCUGUGUCUUCGCCACCCCAGAGGUUACUCCUGCGCUUGUCCCACCGGGCUCAGGAUGGUGGAGGGCAACUCCUCAAUCUGCAUGGAAGAGCCGGACAUCUACUUGAUCUACGCCGCCAAGGGGACUAUAGGGCGCAUCUCCCUUGAUAUCAAGCCGCUGUGGGAGGUUCCUCUGCCCAUACCAGCUGUCACGCGCCCCAUCUCCAUCAACGUCCACUAUGAGCAGAACCUUCUCUUCUACACAGAGGCGAAUCUGCAGGUCAUAAGGGUUGUGUCGCUCAAGAACAUGUCCUACCCCUGGUCGAUCCUCUCACCUGGCUACUCAACACCGAACGGCCUGGCGGUGGACUGGGUGGCCAACAACAUCUACUGGACCGACUCCAUACGCAAGGUGCUGGAGGUGGCGCGACUCGACGGCUCCUCGACCAAAGUGGUCAUCAACAACAACCUCAAAUCACCACGUGCCAUUGCAGUGUUCCCCGGCGAAGGUCUGCUCUUCUGGACUGACUGGGGCAGGCCGUCAAAAAUCGAGCGUUCUUACCUUGACGGCUCGGAUCGGAGGAGCAUCAUAGACCGCAAGAGUGGCUGGCCGAACGGACUCACCAUUGACUACCAGAUGAAGAGGAUUUUCUGGAACGACGCAAAGGUUGAAACCAUCGACUCCUCCGACCUGAAUGGGGAGAACGUUGUGACUCUGAUCCGAGAAGUUCCACAUCCCUUUGGCCUGACGUUGCUCGGUGACCACAUCUACUGGAGCAACUGGGAGAAGACAACCAUUGAGAGGGCCGACAAGACCUCUGGCCAGAACAGGAAGAUGGUGAGGAGCAGGAUUGAGGGCAUCAUGGAGGUGAAGGCCGUGGAAGCCAACUCACAGCCUGGUUGGAACCCCUGUGGUGACCGUAAUGGCGGCUGCACACACCUCUGCUUCUUCCUGCCCUCCGGCCGCCGCUGUGCCUGUCCUGACAUUCUGGACGGCCGCGGGUGUUCAGACCGUCCAAUGUUCAAGGUCAAUCUCACAAGGAAGAGCGGGGGUGUCUGGAGCAAGGGCACGGAACCGCCUGGCAUUCGUCCCUGGGACCAAGACAACGCCCCGGGAAUGGUGCCGCUACUGGGCGUGCUGGUGCUGGUGCUGAUCCUGUCAGUGCUGAGCAUGAUGGCGGUGGUAGCCUGGUGGAAGUUCAAACGCGAGAGCAAGAAUGUGAAUGAGCCCAAGGGAGGUGCCCUCACCUACACCAACCCCACCUACAGCGCCUCAAACUCAGACGUCAACACCGACCGCAAGCCCUUCACCUGGCGGCGCCUCCACAGCGAUAAUGUGCACCAGGUGCGCAUGUUUGAGGAGAAAGGUGAGGUGGCAGCGCUGAUCAGUGAGGGCAGCAGCGUGGAGCACGAGUCCCCGCCCCCCACCCCUCCCACACGCCCGGAGCCAGCCACAUAAUGCCCCUACCCACCACCACCACAGCCCCACCCCACCACAACCUCCACCCAGCUGGCCACGCGAGGAACCAAGGAACUCCACCACUGCCUCCAAGUGUGUCAUCUUGAGGACUAACAGACUAACCAUGUUAAUGCAUUCCACUGGUCCCUGUGUCCAGCCGUGUCCCAGUGACGGGCUGCAGGACCACCACAAGCCUCUCUCCACCCAUGUCCUUCCUCCUUCCUCCCCUCCUCUGCCUUCCCUGGUAUUCCCUGCCAUACCUGUCCCCCUCCUCACCUUCCUUGCCUUCCCUCCCCAUCACCACCACCGCCACACAGCACUCACCACCACCACCACCAUAACACAGCACCACCACCAGAUAGCCAUUGCAUCACCCCUCACACCCCCGCACCAUCACUCCAGCUGCACCACCAUCACUGCACAUCCCAUCCCUUCCUGCAUGUUGCAUGCACGCCCAGACAGAAACACACACACACACACACACACACAUGCACACACACACACAUAAACACACACAUUCACAGGACCCCUGAGUGUAGCUCACUCCCUGUAUAUCACAACUCUAUAAAUACAAGUAUGUAGGGAACUCACAGCCACACACCUGCCUCAGGACCUCUACAGGCUACAGGUAGCCAAGCACCCUCCCCCUCCUGCCUUGAAGCAAUAUUUGAUAGUCCCUCACGCGUCACAGGCUACAGGUAGCCGCUCACCUACACCACCACCACCACCACCACCCCCACAGGCUACAGGUAGCCACCCUUGUAUCACCUCACCUAACCCCCCCUCCCCCUGCAUGUAGGCUACAGGUAGCCCCUGCACCCUCAGGUAAGGCCUUCCCCACCCCAACCCCUGCACUGGCACACCUGCAGUCACCUGCCCUCCCCUGCCACUCCCUCCUCUCCUUCCCCCUUCCCCCUCAAGGACUAGAAGCAUGUCCGAGGCGCAUCAUUCUGCCCCUGAGACAGCGGGCGAUGGCCGGGAGACGAGGCCACCCACUGGCGGGCUGCAGUGGCCCCGGCAUGGCCCCAGCACAGCCCUCAUGCCACACGUGCUGCCUGGGAAGUCACAUCCGUGUUUUGUUCUCACUGUACUCGUGGCUCACGUCCGUUACUGUUGUGCAAGGCGCCGCGUCCCUGUUGGGUGGUGUGUUGGUUGGGCAGCCACAAGACCACCCACAGGCCACCGCCAUGGCCUCACACAUAUUAAAGUGGAGUGCAUGUCCCCUCCACCCUGUAGAGCAGCCACACCCCAUGCCCUCACCCUCUCACACCCACACCCCACCAUCACUGGCUGUGUGGUGUGUGUGUGUGAGAUGUGUUCCCACACCACCACCUGCCUCCUGCCGGUGCUUGUGAGGUCGUGCAAAGGUCAUGGCAGUGUGGCUGUGAGCUGGGCACAGAGCUGCCGCCUUGACCAUGACAGGCUGGCAGUGGCAGGGAGCAGGGAGGGGGUGAUGAGGGCUGGGACGGAGAUAACAGGAAGAGACGAGUGACGGGAGGAGACGGCACUGGAAAGGGAGACUGUGUGGUAACGCUGACUUCAUAACACUUUGACGUAACAAUGUAACCUUCCCCUGCUGAUACAACUACUACCACCACCACUACUACUGCUAUGACCACCAUUACUACUACUACUACUAUUUCUACUACAUACUACUACUACUGCUAUUUAUUACACUGUGAAGAGAGAUGGCUAGCGCUGAGUCUUGCGUAGAUUUUAUUAACAUAGUCUACAUUAUCAUCGGCCGUAGCACUAACAGCUGGGUAGUGCUGACAGUGAUGCGAUGACGGGGAUGUUGAUGGCGAUGGUUCAGUGAUUCAUGGGCCCUUGAGAGGUGAACGGAGAAAUACUUGGACCAUUACCAGCCAGUAUAAUGAUGCAUGACGAUGGUUUUCAUUUCAAAGUAUUCAUGAAACCGGUGCCUCCAUUAUUAUUAUUAUUAUUAUUAUUAUUAUUAUUAUUAUUAUUAUUAUUAUUAUUAUUAUUAUUGUUAUUGUCAUUCCUGUUAUUGGUAUAUUCAUUUCACCUCCACUUCUUUUAAGGUUAAGGGCGCAUUUAAGAGAUUGGAAAAGGCAAUAAUGUGAAUGGUUCCAGAUCAUUCAGACAUUAUGUUAUUCAUUUACUUAUUUUGGGGGCGACUUUAAAUUCAUAAGAACUGCAGAGUAAAAUAACCACCAAGUAUUAAAGAAUUCAUGACAUUAC
This is a messenger RNA of Eriocheir sinensis (Chinese mitten crab), 8304 nucleotides long. RefSeq names its product low-density lipoprotein receptor-related protein 4-like. NCBI's taxonomy places the organism in Eukaryota, Metazoa, Arthropoda, Malacostraca, Decapoda, Varunidae. The record is from RefSeq and is a predicted model, not a curated record. Gene Ontology annotation, molecular function: protein binding; calcium ion binding.